AUGAUCUCCUCCCUCUCAGAGAUGAAGAACCUCAGGUCACCUCUAGACCGUCUCCCCCUGGUCAUCCAACAUCCUUCCUUCUUUGAGAAUCCGUCUCAACACCUCUCGUCGUCGCGGUCGUCUUCGGCGGCGGGGCACUAUACUUGUCUCGACGGGGACCAACUCUUCCACCUGGACUAUCGACCAAAGUACGCUGUCAAGGACCGCCCCGCCCGCAAUGGCGUGGAUUCGGACGACGCCGUGGAGCGCAAGGAUAGCGUCAUGACCGAUAUUGCCGAUGCGGACGAAACUCUCGACAACAAGACGUCUCUGUCUGUGUCGCCGCAGGCAUUGUCAUCGGUUUAUUCGUCUGAGUCAGGUGGUAGUGAAGAGCAGACUGAGAUGACGAUGACGGUCCGCAAGUUGGUGAGGGAGUUUGAUGAGGAGGGGGAGAGUAGUACCGCGCCCUCCGAGGACGAGAAGAAGAAGGCCGAGGAGAUGGAGAUGGAGAGGCGUAAGAAGGAGAGAGAGACCCGGCAGAAGGAGAUGGAGAAGCAGCAGAAGAAGAUGAACAAGGAGAAUAAGAAGAAGAGGGAAUCCGCGACGUUGUUGUCCGGUGGUCCAUGGGGCGGCGACGCUCGAUGGGUGAAUGGUGGACGUGGGGGUAGGAAUAACGGGGGCUACGACGCUCCCGGUAUCUUUCUCCAACCUGAAGCUCCACGGCCUUCACCACCGACGCUAACUUAUCCCGUUGGAGUGUUCCCGCCCGAGCCAAAGAAGAGCAAAGAAGAGAAGAAGGCGAAGAAGGAGAAGGAAGAGGCUGAAAGGGACGAGCUCCUGGUACUGCCCAAGGUGCCGUGGUGCCACCAGAGCGGUGGGUGCCGCCAGAAGCGCGGACGACGGAGGAGGAAGAUGGCCGGGUUCGCGGCGCGGUCGGUCGAUUUGCUGCGUCGGCUUUUCGGCAAGGAGGGCAAGGAGAAGGAGGACAAGAAGGGCAAGAGGAGGGCGAGGUGUCGAAUCUGUGGCGAUGAGUUGGGGUUUGCGGUUGAGCGGGCUGAGUGGCAAGAGGAUAGAGAGUUGGGUGCUGCCGCCGCCGCUGCCGUGGGCAAGGAGUCGUCGAGCGGCUCCAAUGGACAAAAGUUGGAAGCGGACUCGGGCAAGAGGGACAUGGAUCAAACCGAGGCUGAUAUGAUAGCGACACCGGCGGGUGAAUCACGUUCGACGUUGGCGACUGUCCGUCUUACAAAGAUCCCAGAGGCGUGGUGGACGACGAUGUAG
Molecule: messenger RNA, 1257 nt
Organism: Colletotrichum fioriniae
Lineage: Eukaryota; Fungi; Ascomycota; Sordariomycetes; Glomerellales; Glomerellaceae
Source: RefSeq, a predicted model, not a curated record